CGCUGCUUGUCCGGCUCGCCUCACAAAUCUUUGACAAUUUGAAGAUGGCGUCUCCUUGGUCGCGCGUGCGAUGGACUUGUUUGGCGAGAGCGAGCAACUCGAAUGUCUCGCGACUCGCGACUUUCGUGUUCGCCAAGCAACACGAUGGAACUCGGACGUUCCACUCGCAUCAGCAGCAACAACAGCAACAGCAACAGCUGCAGCAUGAACGAACAGUAUUCAGUGACGGAGCGAGAAGACUUCUAACCUGUACUGCGUUCGUCGCGGCGACAGGUCUCGGUUAUGCCUUGUACAACUGGAGGGAUAACAUCCGACAAGGAAUCAAGAGUCUCGUUCCGAUUCCUCCCGUUCGUGCCAUCUCUUUGUCUGACGGCAACCAGAAAAGGGAUAAGUUUAAUUUUAUAGCGGACGCGGUGGAGAUAUCUGCACCAGCUGUUGUGUACAUUGAGAUCAGGGAUGGCAGUAGAAUAGACUAUUUCUCAGGGAAGCCAAUCCUUACCAGCAAUGGAUCAGGAUUUAUCAUCGGUCAGGAUGGUUUAAUAUUAACAAAUGCUCAUGUUGUAGCAAAUAAGCCUCAUACAGCAAUGAAAAUACAGGUACGGCUUCAUGAUGGUAGUACAUAUUCUGGAACAGUAGAAGACAUUGAUUUACAAAGUGAUCUUGCUACUGUGCGAAUAAAUAAGACCAAUCUGCCAACAAUGAAACUUGGUUCUUCGGCUAACCUCAGACCUGGAGAGUUUGUAGUGGCUAUUGGUGCCCCGUUGAAUCUUAGCAACACUAUAACAAGCGGAAUAGUGAGCAGUGUAAAUAGACCAAGUCAAGAACUUGGUAUAAAUAGCCGAAAUAUGGGAUUAAUUCAAACGGAUGCAGCAAUCACUUUUGGAAAUUCAGGUGGGCCAUUGGUGAAUUUGAAUGGAGAGGCGAUAGGCAUAAACUCAAUGAAAGUGACAUCCGGCAUUUCAUUUGCUAUACCCAUAGAUUAUGCGAAAGAAUUCUUGAAGAAAGCGGAGUUACGAAAAAAAAACAAAGAUGUAUUACAUAAAGAUACACCCAGGAGAAGGUAUAUGGGCAUCACAAUGCAAACUCUAACUCCAGAAAUCUUAAAUGAGAUGCAACAAUAUUAUGAAUAUAUGAAUGUCCGACAUGGAGUUCUUGUAUGGAAAGUAAUGAUUGGAUCUCCGGCUUAUAUUGCUGGAUUGAAGCCUGGAGAUAUAGUAACGCAUGCUAACGGUGAGCCGGUGCUGGAUUCGAACAAUAUUUAUCAAAUCUUAGAACAACCAGGAACAAUAAAUUUACAAAUUUUAAGAAAAGGGCGAACUUUACAUAUACAAGUCGAGCCUGAGGAUGUAUAGUUGAUUUGUUAAAUAAUUUUAAUUAAAUGAA
This is a messenger RNA of Mycetomoellerius zeteki, 1383 nucleotides long. It is a transcript of the gene HtrA2, whose product is annotated as HTRA2-related serine protease. Gene Ontology annotation, molecular function: protein binding; serine-type endopeptidase activity. The transcript is spliced from 7 exons. Gene Ontology annotation, biological process: programmed cell death; proteolysis; positive regulation of apoptotic process. The record is from RefSeq and is a predicted model, not a curated record. NCBI's taxonomy places the organism in Eukaryota, Metazoa, Arthropoda, Insecta, Hymenoptera, Formicidae. The coding region runs from base 45 to 1352 and encodes 435 amino acids.